AUGCCUAGGUUGAACGAGGAACUUAACUUUAACUUUCAAGGUCUGGUGCCAUCACCACCACCGUCCCCUGAAUCUCUGAGCCCAUCGCCCUGGUGUGCUCCAAUAGAAAAUGAUGUGUUCCUCUCCGAUGCGGCUGUGGCCCUACCCGAACCCGAGGCUAUGGUCGUGACGGCACCCGAGGCCAUGGACUUUGUCAGGGAGUUCAACAAGCUCCUGGAAGAAGAGUACCAACCAGGAGCUCUGCCGGAGCCUGAAGCUUGCCACGAGAACGAAGCUCCGCAAGGAUUCGAGGUGAUGGACUUUACUUUCUUAAGUUUCAAAAGGAGGAUGUAA
Molecule: messenger RNA, 333 nt
Organism: Knipowitschia caucasica
Lineage: Eukaryota; Metazoa; Chordata; Actinopteri; Gobiiformes; Gobiidae
Source: the annotation of a GenBank genome assembly